GUCACCAUAACAACGGCGUCAGAUGAAGCAUCAUUAAAAUUUCAUAUGGUAAACCAUGGGAAUUUGUUUAAGUGUACCUGAAAGUAACAUUAGUGACCGUGACGAGACAGAGAACGACUGGGAUAGCCACAGUGAUGACGAGGUUGCAGAAAAUGGUACGACAGCUAGUGCGAGUGACGUAAGUCGGGAUGGGGAAGAUGGCGCCAUGUCGCCACGAAACAGCGCCACACAAGAAAAUGCCACGAGCAAGGUAAGUGGUAAAGCGGUUACAUUUAAAACGGAAUCUCACGAGAAAAACGUGCUACGCGAAAUAUUCAGCGAGGAGUCCUUGCUAGAGAAGAGCAGAAAAAGUUUUAAUGCUGACAUGAGGAUGUUUGCUAUUAUGUUUGAAGAGUCGCAUAUAACCGAUAAAGACAGAAGAAAUCCGAAAUGAAUCGAUCAUCUCUUUACAUUUAUCGCGCAUGUACAUUCGAUGUCAGACGUCAACGCUAAUCAUAGAAUUGGUGCUGACAGACUUGUUUAUUAAACGUUAUUGGAAUUUAUCAUAAUCGUAUAUCACUUGACUGUUUAACAGAACUUGUUAUAGAUUGACUUAAUCCAAGGCUACAAGGAACGCUGGGUAUAAAUGUAUCUGCAGUAUAUACUGUACAUAUGUAUAUGUCAACUGCAGUAUAUACUGUACAUAUGUAUGUGUCAACUGCAGUAUAUACUGUACAUAUGUAUAUGUCAACUGCAGUAUAUACUGUACAUAUGUAUAUGUCAACUGCAGUAUAUACUGUACAUAUGUAUAUGUCAACUGCAGUAUAUACUGUACAUAUGUAUAUGUCAACUGCAGUAUAUACUGUACAUAUGUGUAUGUCAACUGCAGUAUAUACUGUACAUAUGUAUGUGUCAACUGCAGUAUAUACUGUACAUAUGUGUAUGUCAACUGCAGUAUAUACUGUACAUAUGUAUGUCAACAUAUCUUAAUUUUUCUUAUAUGCAUUGCAUCUUUAUACAUAUUUAACAAUCAUGAGUAAUUUAUGAAAUUUUAUUGAAAUUCAUUUCCUUAAAAUGACAAAAAUAUACUUAAGAGAAAAAAACAGGUUUUAUUUUACGUUUACAUCCCCACCUCCUACGGCGAAGAAAUUUUUCUAAUCACAGUAGUCAAAUUACGUUCAUGCUUCGUACUAGAAAACAUAUUAGUAAAAAAGAUAGGACUCGGCCCACGACCCAUGGGUUUUGAGGCACAAGUUUACUCAAUGUGGUGAUGUUGAUCAACCAUCGAACUAUAGAGGUGUUACAUUGUUAAGUUCUCUCGGAAAAUUAUUUACUAGAAUAUUGAAUACUAGAUUAGAUAACUGGGCUGAUUCCUUUGGUGUUUGUGUAGAGGCCCAGGCAGGUUUUCGAAAAAAUAUGGGUACUGUUGAUAAUGUUUUUAUUUUAAAUGCUCUUAUUUCACAUUGUUUGAAAAAAAUUAAAGCUAUAUGUAGCUUUGUUGAUUUUAAAAAAGCUUUUGAUUUCGUAGUUAGAGAUGUACUGUGGUACAAAUUAAUAAAAUACGGAGUGACUGGUAAUAUUCUCAAAGUUAUACAGAGCAUAUAUGAAGGCAUUUCCUCAAGAGUUAAACAUUUUGAUAAUAUAAGUGAAGCUUUUACUUGUAAUUUAGGAGUAAGACAAGGUGAGAGCCUGUCCCCAUUUUUAUUUAGCAUGUAUUUGAAUGAUCUUGAAGAUGUGUUUUUAGCUAAAGGAGUCGAGGGCAUAGAUACUGGUAUUUUAUAUGUUUUAUGCGAAUAUCUAGCCCCAUGCAAACGUACAUAAAAGUUAAUUGACACAUUGUAUUGUACUUCUAUGUGUGUUAUGUACGAAUAUUAG
Molecule: messenger RNA, 1854 nt
Organism: Ruditapes philippinarum (Manila clam)
Lineage: Eukaryota; Metazoa; Mollusca; Bivalvia; Venerida; Veneridae
Exons: 3
Coding region: 56-433 (125 amino acids)
Source: RefSeq, a predicted model, not a curated record